This is a messenger RNA of Mycena citricolor, 3828 nucleotides long. The record is from the annotation of a GenBank genome assembly. NCBI's taxonomy places the organism in Eukaryota, Fungi, Basidiomycota, Agaricomycetes, Agaricales, Mycenaceae.
CAUCUCAUCUCUUGUUAUACUCGCCCAUCUCAUUCCCGCUCCAUCUGUUAUCCAUACACCACCACAAUAUUCCUUCUUCUGCUUUCGCCCUUGUUUAUUUCUCGUCCCCUGCGUUAUUUUGGUCCGGCCAGCUGUCAUCCCGUGACCCAGCACAAAUCGACAGACAAGCAUGGCCUUCCCCGUGUAUCUCAAGAACGGGGAUGAGGUUAAAAUAAACGACCACGUCUACUGCUCACCGCCCUGGGCGGUGCGUGACGGCACACCCUACUCAGUAGCUCGCAUAAUGGAGUUUCUACCACCAGAAGACACGCCAAAGGGUGCUGAUGGCCAAUACUACUUAUACAGCCGCGUGCGCCUCGCGUGGUACUACCGUCCGAGCGACGUCAGCGACCGCCCGGUAACAGACUCGCGCCUACUUCUGGCAGCGAUAUAUUCGGAAGUGUGCGAUAUCAAUCAGCUCCGGGCGAAAUGCUAUGUCGUGCAUCGAGACAAGAUAUCUGAUUUGUCGGGGUGGAAGAAGAGACCGGACAGGUUCUACUUCAAUCGCUUAUUUGAUCCCUACAUCAAAAAGGAAUUCGAGAUCAUUCAGGCGACCGAUGUUCGAAACCUGCCGGAUAACAUUAGAGAGGUACUCACAUCCCGCUACGAAUAUGUCGUGGCAGAAAAGGAAGUCAUUCCUGAUCUGACCGACGUAUUACGACUAUGCGACACCUGUGAGGUUUGGUGCCCCAGUCAAGACUCAGUCCAAUGUGACCGCUGCAAACGUUAUUUCCAUAUGCGGUGUGUCCAGCCUCCGCUCGUAGCCAAGCCAUCACGUGGUUACGGAUGGACUUGCGCGCCUUGCUCAAAACGGCACGAGGAGGAGGUCGACAACAGGGAAGCCCGGCCGAUAUCUUCUAAGAAAACGAAUGCUCCACCUGCAAGAAGUCGGGGACGACCGCGGAAGGACAAGACUCAGGCCGAUAGGGAGGAGAAGCUGGCCAUCAAACAUUUCCGGAUGUGGCCUUUUCGGUAUUUUGGGCAGUAUACCGUGGCUGAAGAUACUCUGGAUCCAGAAGACUUGAUCUUCCCCCGCGCAGCCACGCGGUUGGGCCUCAAGUUCCAAGCGGUCGUACCUGCAUCAUCCGACAUUGCCAUGGAUGUUGAUGAGGUGCCUGAGAGAACAGAGCAGGACGAACGAGGAGGAGAAAACACUAUCGAAGUCCUCAGCAUCAUCAACACUUUGCGUGAAAGCGAGGUCUCAGCCAUCGAGACACACAAGAAGACGCUCACAACGGACAAGAAGCUCUCCAGUUCCGUGGAUUGGUUGACAGAGGUGAUUCACCGAUUCACCGCUGCUGUGCUACUCGAGCGACCACUUUCUUCCGUGGACAUGAAGUCGCCGAUGCGAACCCAGAAGUGGAAGCGAUCUGAGACGCGGUAUAUAGACAAAGAUUGGACGCCAGAGGAAGUCGCCGCCUUCGAGGACGGCAUUGCUGCUCAUGGGGCUGAACUUAGAGCGGUUCGAGAGGAGAUAGGGACCCGAACGAUCUUCGAAGUGGUUCGAUUCUACGGAUUGUGGAAGAGCACUAAACUCGGAGAAGAGAAUGCGGCCAUUCGGGAGCACGGCAGACCAAGUAGACCUCUCGGGCGAAAGCAUCAGAACCCGGUAGAAGCUGCGAACGGGCAGCGGGUGGGAUUGGCAGACGAAGAGGCGUCGGUGAUCAGCAAUCCUAGCAAGGCCCCGACGUGUGGCGCAUGCCGAACUCGGGAGUCAAAGACUUGGUGGAAAGCCCCAAAGGGCCUGUCGACGAGUGUGCUUUGUGACAGCUGCGGGACGAACUGGCGCCGAUAUGCUGAUCUCAACGUGCGUGCGAUGGUCCGGGAGGAAUCUGUGCCGGCCCAGCCGAAGAAGCCUGUCCUGGACAAACGGGAAGGAACCCCUUUGACCGCACCCGUAACCAAGCGUGCAAGGACAUCUGCUUCGGCGCAUUCAACAUCACCACCCGCGGUCUCAACGGCACCUCAGCUGCGAUGCAUGGCUUGCCACAAGAACGGCGCACUAGGCAAAGUGAUUAAAUGCAAGCAAUGUCAGUUCCGAUGUCACGCCGGCAGCUGCGGAGCUGUCGUUGACCCGGACUCGCUGGAUUCCUGGCUCUGCGACGUGUGCCAGAAUGAGGCAUCGCAGGAGGCAGCGCUUGACGCUGUGUGUCUGUUAUGCCCGCGGCAGAUCGGAGUAAAUCCGCCCGAUUCAUUUCUGCAGGCGCGGAAGCCUACCGAAGGACAAGGGUGGACGCACGUGCUGUGCUCUCUAUUCAUCGGGGAUCUUCAAUACACAGAUGCUACCAGACUUCGCUGCGUGGAAGGCGUCAGUGCGAUUCCACUGCAUCGCUGGGAUUCGAGAUGCUCAUUAUGUGGCAUUGUGCAAGGGGUCACCAUCAAAUGCUCCGAUUGCAGUACAUUAUAUCAUGCUUCCUGUGCCUGGCGCCAAGGCCACAAGUUCGGCUUCGAGAUCAAUCCCGUCAAAGCCAAUCGUCGAGAUACUACGACGGUCGUGACCUUCCGAGGUGAAUCGGGGAGUAUGACACCAGUCGUGUUGUGCAAAGAACACGACCACAGCAAACGCAUCAUUUAUGGGUUCUGUCAGACCAGUGAGGGCGGAGAGACUGCGCUGCAAGUCUACUCUCGCGCCUACAAACAAGCGCCCACAUCCCAGGCGCACGGUCUUCUUCGGAAGGCCCGUCGUCUGGACACGUUGCUCGCCAGUCGCAACCAAGCCUCCGCUCUUCUGUACAUAGAAGAACCACGCACUGGGCCGGCCGAUCCCGAGUGUUACCGGUGUCACACGCAGUAUUCGCCUUUGUUCUAUCCCGUGAAAGCACCUGGGGGCGAUGCUUUCGUCUGCCAUACGUGUCAUUUUGGAGAGCAGGAAACCGGGGCUGUUGAACGUAAGGAGAACGGGCUGGCUAAUGGACAUCGCGUGGAGGACGUUGAUGUCGUCAUGGUUUCUGAUUAGGCUGGAAUUGCGUCGCAUUAUCUUGUUAUUUCGUAGCUGCUUUCUGUAUCAUGUAUGUACUUCCUUAAACGGAAUGAACCAUAGACCACAAUUGUAUCCCGUCGGGUUAAGUGACGUGCGAACUUUCUGCUGGCUCAGAUCGUCUCGUCUACAUUCCAAUGUGCGUAGUAAAUACAGAUGGUGCUUAAUGGAUAGCGAAUAGGUUGUGACAGUAAAGGUUGCAGUUGUAAAAUAUACCAUAAGAUAUCCGUUCCCCAAUCUACGGUGUGUUCUUCACCCGUUUGUAGAACAGAACGUAGGCACGUUGGUUCUGUGGCGUGAGAUGGAUCAGACAUAAAAAAGACCGUAGAUGGCAUAAUGAGAGACGCACAACGACCUGUUUCUCGUCCACGGACCGGAUACUGCUGUCGUCACAGGAUUUCCAUCCAUCCCGGUCAGCAAUAAAUGCCGUGUCUGUUUCCAGGAUCAGUGCCCGGAACGGAAUCGGAGAGACGAAAACGAGAACACACAAUGACCGCUGGUGAGGUUACCCGUGUGGUUUGUCACUGCGUACAGAUUGUACUUGUACGGCGGAAGCUGGACCCGAGGAUCAUCCGAGCUCAUGGGCAUCCCACCAUUGAGCUGGCUCUUGUCCGCACCCGGAGGUAGCGGCGGCGGCAUGAAGUUGGUGAGGUCCAGCGACUUGAGUGGAUAAUCGACGAAGGUAUCGAUCUUGUCCGAAAACCGGCCAUGGAUCUCGAAGCGUUUCAAGUGGAUCACCAGGAUCGGGGGAAGCCGUGCCAGAGACAACUCCUUCGUGGCACGCCUUUUUGUUUUGCACUUGGGGCAGUCCC